Molecule: messenger RNA, 1251 nt
Organism: Vicia villosa (hairy vetch)
Lineage: Eukaryota; Viridiplantae; Streptophyta; Magnoliopsida; Fabales; Fabaceae
Product: floral homeotic protein AGAMOUS-like
Exons: 9
Coding region: 185-979 (264 amino acids)
Biological process (GO): positive regulation of transcription by RNA polymerase II
Cellular component (GO): nucleus
Molecular function (GO): RNA polymerase II cis-regulatory region sequence-specific DNA binding; protein dimerization activity; DNA-binding transcription factor activity, RNA polymerase II-specific
Source: RefSeq, a predicted model, not a curated record
GGAAAAGAAGAGAGAAAGGGAAAGAAAAAUAAUAAAAUAAAAACAUCAAGAGCUAUUGCUGAAACAUCUCUCUUCUGUUGUAUCCUUAAUUAUAUUCUCCUUUUGUUUCCUCUCCAAAGGUUAGUGAACAAAAUAUUGAAACACAUCUUUUGAAAUCCAUUCUCACUGCUUCAACUCUUUUGGGAUGAAUCAUACUUUUUCACUCCAAACCCAGAUUUGCUUGGAAGCCAUGGCUUUUCCAAAUCCAUCCAUGUCAGAUUCUCCACAGAGAAAGAUGGGAAGGGGGAAGAUUGAGAUCAAGAGGAUUGAAAACACGACGAAUCGCCAAGUGACUUUCUGCAAACGCAGAAACGGCUUACUCAAAAAAGCUUAUGAACUAUCCGUUCUUUGUGAUGCAGAAGUUGCUCUUAUAGUCUUCUCUAGCCGCGGCCGCCUCUACGAAUACGCCAAUAACAGUGUGAAAGCAACAAUUGAAAGGUACAAAAAAGCAUGCUCAGAUUCAUCUGGCACUGGAUCUGCUUCUGAGGUUAAUGCUCAGUUUUACCAACAAGAAGCAGAAAAAUUGCGUGUUCAAAUUAGUAACCUGCAGAAUAACAACAGGCAAAUGAUGGGUGAAUCUUUGGGAUCAAUGAAUGCAAAAGAACUCAAGAAUCUGGAGUCUAAAUUAGAAAAAGGAAUAAGUAGAAUUCGUUCCAAAAAGAAUGAGAUGUUAUUUGCUGAAAUUGAAUACAUGCAGAAGAGGGAGAUAGAUUUGCACAAUAACAACCAACUUCUGAGAGCAAAGAUAGCUGAAAGUGAGAGGAACCACCACCAUAAUAUUAACAUGAGUGUGUUACCUGGAGGCACAACAAACUAUGAAUCCAUGCAAUCUCAGACUCAGCAGCCAUAUGAUUCUCGCGGAUACUUUCAAGUUUCCGGAUUACAAUCCAGUAGUAGUCAGUAUGGACGACAAGACCAAAUGUCCCUUCAAUUAGUUUGACAUGUUUGCGCUCGAGAAGUAUGUAAGAUCGUUGUAGUUUGCUUCCUAGUAUAUGACGACAUGACGAUUAUGAUGAUGAUGAUGAUAGCAGAUGAAUGCUAAGGUUAAUAUAUAUAAGAAAAAUUGAGAAGGGUUUGUAAGUAUCCCCUCAGUAGUAUUCAAUGGCUUUGUAGACAUUUUAAGACUAUAUAUUUUGUAUCUAUUAUGAAUUCAAAUCCUCUCUGAUCAUGUGUCCUAAAGUUAUGGAGAAGAAACCUUCAAAUGUUUGUCAA